Molecule: messenger RNA, 617 nt
Organism: Tripterygium wilfordii
Lineage: Eukaryota; Viridiplantae; Streptophyta; Magnoliopsida; Celastrales; Celastraceae
Product: putative protein TPRXL
Exons: 1
Coding region: 25-519 (164 amino acids)
Source: RefSeq, a predicted model, not a curated record
UCAGUCCCCCUAAAGGUCCAGCAAAUGAAGAAGGUUGAAGAGGGAAUAAGCAGUGCAGAAGUUUCAGUUCCAUUUUCAUGGGAAUCUCGACCUGGAACUCCAAGAGUGAAGUUGGGGGAGACACCUCUCCCUCCUCUGAGCCCUCCCCCUUCCUACUACUACAACGUCAAAAUGAAUAAACCCAUCGAAAAACACUCCAAAGCAAAGCUUUUAAGCUCUAUAUUUCGAAGAACAAGUAACAAUCUCCCAUCAUCACCUGCAUCAUCGUCUUCGUCUUCGUCUUCAUCCUCGUCGUCUCAGUCAUGGACUUCGCGCCCUAAAUCCUACUUGGUGCCAUCAUCUCCGAUGACAACACCAAAUUACGGAGGAUAUUCAUCAAGCCCAAGACAGUCAUAUAAGGAAGUAGAAGACGAAGAAGAAUACGAGGAGUCCCCUGUUUCAACUCUCUGCUUUGGAAGCAGAGCAAGUGCUAGGUCCAGAGGCUGGUAUUCAUCUUUCAUCAAACUAGUCCUUCAUUAGAGAUAUCUCCACAAGAGUCUUGUGAGGCACAAAGUUUCCCAAUUCAUACAGGUGAAACAUGAGCAAAUCAUGCAUUUCAUGAGUCUUGAACCCGUAAC